This is a messenger RNA of Doryrhamphus excisus (bluestripe pipefish), 3067 nucleotides long. It is a transcript of the gene st6galnac3, whose product is annotated as ST6 (alpha-N-acetyl-neuraminyl-2,3-beta-galactosyl-1,3)-N-acetylgalactosaminide alpha-2,6-sialyltransferase 3. The record is from RefSeq and is a predicted model, not a curated record. Gene Ontology annotation, biological process: oligosaccharide metabolic process; ganglioside biosynthetic process. NCBI's taxonomy places the organism in Eukaryota, Metazoa, Chordata, Actinopteri, Syngnathiformes, Syngnathidae. Gene Ontology annotation, molecular function: alpha-N-acetylgalactosaminide alpha-2,6-sialyltransferase activity.
CGCCGUUUCCUUUGUAAUUACACCAGCGAGCACACCUGCACCGUGUACCUGUAUUAGGGGUGUCCAAAGUGCUGCCCCGGGGUCAUAGGUGACCCGCAGCUGUCUUUUUGAUGGCCCUCGGUACAUUCUUCAAAUCCAAUUAUACUAAAUAACUACUGUCAUUUCAUGACAAGAGUACAAAUAUUAAGAGAAUACAAUUUAAAAGUGUCAAUCUUUCAAGGAACAUUUUUAACAAUAAAGUCACAAUAUGAUCAGGAAAUAGUUUUUUAGAAGCAUAAAGUUUAGAGGGAAAAAGACCUUUUAAAAGUCGUGAUAUGAGAAACAUUCAUUUAUUUAUGCUGGAGCCUAUCCCAGCUGCUUUGGGUGGAAGGCGGGGGCCAAUCACAGAUAGGAGACACUAAACAAAUAAAACGCCAAAGGUCUCAUCCGAACGCUGCAGAACCACGUGAUUCCCCCAGCCAAUCAGAGACAAGAGCCAGGACAAGCGCAGCAUCGGUCACGUGACUCGCGCUAACGAGCUGGGUGACGUAAGGGGGCGGGACUCUGCGUCCGUGCGGACCAAUCACGUCACUGCGUCGCCUCGGUUUGCAGCAGCUCGGCUAAGGAGGAGGAAAAAAAGGAAACGGAAAAAGGCGAAUAACGGUGCACGUGAGCCACAACAAUGUCGGCCGAUUAUUCAGGCGUGUAAAAGCCGGACUCCAUGAGCCGGCAACAUCGCGGUGCGGACAUAAGCGGCGUCCAACGGGAAGCAUGGGGGAAAGACGGAUGGCCUGGCUGUGGAAGGUGAGUGGAGGAAGGAUGGGGGCUGCGCGUCCUUGUGUUCUUUUCUCCCGACAGCACGGCUGCAAGAUGAUGCGGUGUUCGCCGAUGAAGGCGGUGCAUCUCGGACGUGUCGGCGGGCUUCGAAUGGCACGGCCGUGCUCUAAUCUGCCGGAGAAUUUUGGAGGUGUAGCUUAUUUGUGGCGUUUUUCCAAUGGAAGCAGGCCCUCGCGGUGACGUCAGAGGAAGUCGCUGAUGGCGACGGGCCUGGUGGUGGGCGUGUCGCUCUUCGUGGUGGCCAUCAACUUCCAGUGGCGGCCUGGGCUGGGCGAGACGUUGGCCGGUCGCUGGGUGUCGUCCAAGCGGGCCUUCCGGGCCUUCAAGCCUCACCUGGGCUACGUCAGCAUCCCCAAACAGGAACCCCUGAAGCUGAACUGCGAGCUGUGCAGCGUGGUGUCCAGCUCCGGCCAGAUCCUGGGCCAGGCGGCGGGGGCGCUCAUAGACCGCUCGCCGUGCAUCUGGCGCAUGAACAACGCACCCACGCGAGGCUUCGAGCGCGACGUGGGCCGGCGCACCACGCUACGGGUGGUGUCGCACACCAGCGUGCCUCUGCUGCUCCAGAGGCCGCAGCACUUCUUCGGCGAGCACAACGACACCGUCUACGUGGUCUGGGGGCCGCUGAGGAACAUGCGCAAGGACGGCAAGGGCCUGGUCUACAACAUGCUGCGCCAGGUCGCCGACAGCUACCCAAACGCUCGCAUCUACGUCACCACGGAGGACAGGAUGAACUACUGCGACAUGGUCUUCAAGAAGGAGACGGGCAAGGACAGGAUCCAGUCCGGCUCGUACUUGAGCACCGGCUGGUUCACGCUCAUCCUGGCCAUGGACAUGUGCAAAGAGAUCCACAUCUACGGCAUGAUCAACGACUCCUACUGCAGGACGGGGGGCUACCGCAACGUCCCGUACCACUACUACGAGGCGGGCAGCAGGGACGAGUGCGCCGAGUACCUCCUUCACGAGAGCGCUCCCUACGGGGGGCACCGCUUCAUCACCGAGAAGUCGGUGUUCGCCAAGUGGGCCAAAAGCCACACCAUCAAGUUCUUCAACCCGCCCUGGCAACUGUCCUGACCCCCGGACAGCGUCCCAGAUCCCGGCCUGGUUUGAGGUUCUUCCUCGGACGGGUGAGGCUUGGAUCCGCACUGAAGUCGUGCGGCCGAUUCCCAAACGUGGCGGACUCAAGCCGAGCAUCAACAUCGUCAUUGACGCCAUCUCAGAAGCACGUCAGCCCCCCCACCGAGUCGCCACUGAAGGUGGUUUCAGGAUUCCGGUUCUGGUUUCUUGGAGGAUGCCAGCAGCUUUUAUUUUGCUUUUGGAGCUCAUUCGUCCUGCAGAGAUGUGUUCAAGUCCAAGCUCCGUCGUUGCGCAGCCAAGGAAGGAAGCGUGCAACGAGGCCGUCGUUGUGCUCCAUCGUGUUGUGCUGCACUUUUUUAUGUCCGGCUGGACUUUGGUGCCUCCCAUGAGCGGCCCAGGGGGGCGGGGCUGAUGGGGACGGUGCUCCACGAGGCUUCACGCUGGCCUCAUUGCUCCCUCCGCCCCCUCGUCCUCCAGAUGUAAGCCAGCCGAGCGAGCUCCGCAUGGAAGGCAUUCCCAAAUGUCACACGCAAUCCAGGCGCUAAUGACGACGUCUUCUUCUGCUCCUCUUGGAGGAACUGGCCUGUGCUUCAUUUGGGAACCAAGCGUACACAAACGAGUAGAAUCCAAAGACUUUUAGCCGCCAGGUAGCACACUGGGACGCCAAUCCCUGCUCCGUGUUUUGCUUUCCACGUCACUCAUGCGCUAAUGAGGUCAGCAGGAAUGAACGUAGCACACGACGCUAACCGGCGCCGUAAACUCAUCCAUGCGGUCGCUGCCGGACGCGCUUGUGUUCUUAGCAAGUAGCAAGGAGCAGCUGCGUCCUACCUUUGAUCGAGUAACGACUCCCGACCGGGAAAAGAAGACGGUAGCAACACCGGUGAGGUCAGAGGUCGGAUUACAUGAUGUCACGCUGCGUGUUUACCGCGUAUUUGCCGUUUUUCCACUCCCACAAACACUGUGACAGCGCAGUCAUCUGGCACCUCCAGCAUCACUGUGGAUGCUGGGGUUGCUGCUGUACGCUGCCGCCCUUCAUCACCCCCUGGGUUGGCCCCCGCCUGCAAACCUUUGCCUCCACUGCCUGGCACCCUAACGUUUCAUAUUUAGUAAACCUCCCAAGCUUAUGGAGAUAUGCUAGUGGGGGGGGGCACCCUAACGUUUCAUAUUUAGUAAACCU